AUGGAGCCCUGCCGGUCCCUGGCUCUGCUUGCUGGCUCCCUGGGCCUGAUUUCUACUCUGAUUGCUCUGAGCACUGACUUCUGGAUAGUGGCCACAGGCCCCAGUUACUCUUCCCACUCGGGCCUCUGGCCAACGACACACGGGAUCCAAGUAGCAGGUUAUAUCCACGUGACACAGAGCUUCUGUAUCCUGGCCACCCUGUGGAGCCUGGUGUCUGUGGGCCUCCUGAUUCUGUCUUACCAUCCGGCCCUGUCCGCCCCAGGCCGUGGCCCUCUGGUCUCAACUGUCAUGGCUUUUGCUGCAGCGCUCUCCAUAAUAGUGGCCAUGGCAGUGUACACCAGUCAUAGAUGGAGCCAGACUCCAUCUCCCCAGGUCCAGACAUUCUUCUCCUGGUCCUUUUACCUGGGCUGGGUCUCCUCUGUCCUCUUCCUCUGUGCAGGCUGCCUGAGCCUGGGUGCUCACUGUAGAACCCACCGGGCUGGGUAUGAAACUCUGUGA
Peromyscus californicus insignis is the source of this 498-nucleotide messenger RNA. It is a transcript of the gene Nkg7, whose product is annotated as natural killer cell granule protein 7. The record is from RefSeq and is a predicted model, not a curated record. Gene Ontology annotation, cellular component: plasma membrane. Lineage: Eukaryota; Metazoa; Chordata; Mammalia; Rodentia; Cricetidae. Bases 1 to 498 code for a protein of 165 amino acids. The transcript is spliced from 4 exons.